AUGACCAAGUAUGGAUCUCCUCAGCCCAUUGCUGACCAUGGAUUGAGUAUUGCUACGGCCAUUGCAAUCGCUUCGAAGAAUAUUGUUAUGCCCCCCCCUAACACACUGGCCUCCCUGGAAAGGACUCAAAUUACAGCAAAAUCUUCCGAAGAGUAUGGAGAGUAUAUGCAGGAGCCGAUCGACCAAAAGAAUAUUGAAGUCCGCCGGGGUGAGCGUAUAGAUGGCAAAGAGCUGCACAAGGGGACACUAUCACAGGAUGAUGUCCGUGGAAACACCUUUGUUAUGCUAGCUGCAGGACAUGAGACCUCUGCAGGUGUGCUUCAAUUUAUCUUUUUGGAGCUGGAAGACAACGCAGUAUCACAAAGGAGUCUUCAUGGUACCACUGACGAGAUAUGUGGUGAUGGUGACCAUCAUUGUGCGACUGUGAAAACCUGA
Messenger RNA from Fusarium fujikuroi IMI 58289, 435 nucleotides. RefSeq lists its product as uncharacterized. Gene Ontology annotation, molecular function: heme binding; monooxygenase activity; oxidoreductase activity, acting on paired donors, with incorporation or reduction of molecular oxygen. The record is from RefSeq and is a predicted model, not a curated record. The transcript has 3 exons. Bases 1 to 435 code for a protein of 144 amino acids. Lineage: Eukaryota; Fungi; Ascomycota; Sordariomycetes; Hypocreales; Nectriaceae.